GUACGUGAAACCAUAUUCCAUGAAGGAAAAUAGAACAAAUAGAUAAAACAUAUAUAAUGAUGACACUAUAUAUCUAUGCCGGCCAAGUUGGUAUUAUAUCUAACCACAACAGAGAAAUCAACUUCCAUCACUGACAUUUCAAGUCUUGGAGUUUUCACACAAAAAUCUUGAGCUGAGGAGAUGAGUGGAGCAGGGAAAGUAGUGUGUGUAACUGGGGCUUCUGGUUACAUAGCAUCAUAUUUGGUCAAACUCUUAUUACAUCAUGGUUACACUGUCAAAGCUUCUGUUCGUGACCCAAGUGAUCCAAGGAAAAUAGAACACUUGGUUUCACUUGAUGGAGCUAAGGAAAGACUUCAUUUGUAUAAAGCAGAUUUAUUAGAAGAAGGGUCUUUUGAUUCUAUUGUUGAUGGAUGUGAAGGUGUUUUCCACACAGCUUCUCCUGUACUUCUUUCACCCACUGACCCAAAGACAGAACUGCUUGAUCCUGCAGUGAAGGGAACUAUAAACGUCCUAAGAUCAUGCACAAAAGUCUCUUCUUUAAAAAGAGUAGUUUUAACCUCUUCCAUUACCACAACUGUGUUCAGUGGGAAACCAUUGACACCAGAUGUGUUAGUUGAUGAGACUUGGGUUUCAGAUCCAGUUUUCUGUGAGCAAUCAAAGCUUUGGUAUGUUCUUUCGAAAAUCUUAGCUGAAGAAGCUGCUUCAAAAUUUGCUAAAGAAAAUGGGAUUGAUUUGGUCACUCUAAAUCCUGGAUUUGUGAUUGGCCCUAUGUUACAACCAACUCUUAAUGUCACUGCAGAGAUUAUCAUGAAUCAAAUAAAUGGUAUAUCUCAGCAGCUAAUCUUUCAAGAUAUAGAAAACAAUCUUAUUUUUUCUUCUUUGGCUGCAGGAUCUCAAACUUUUGCAGAUUCAGUCUAUAGAUUUGUUGAUAUUAGAGAUGUUGUAUUAGCACAUAUCCAAGCAUUUGAAGUUCCUUCAGCCAGUGGAAGAUAUUGUGUAGUUGGACAUGUUGUACCUAUUUCUGAGGCCUUGCUCAUCAUAGGACAACUCUACCCUACUUUAAACAUUCCAAAAAAAUCUGUAGAUGAAAAACCAGCUGUGUAUCAAAUAUCAAAGGAGAAAGCAAAAGCUUUGGGUAUCAACUUUACUUCCUUAGAAGUAAGCCUGAGAGACACUGUUGAGAGCUUGAGAGAGAAGGGUUUCCUUAAAUUUUAGAUUAUAUACCCUUCACAGAAAAUAUAUGAUAACUUUGGCCUUGUGUUAUUGGUUUCCAACCUCCUCCUGUACUUUGUUUUGAAAGAGUUAAAUAUCUAGUCUUUCUUUCCUUGUACAUCUACAA
This is a messenger RNA of Humulus lupulus (European hop), 1339 nucleotides long. RefSeq names its product phenylacetaldehyde reductase-like. The transcript has 5 exons. The coding region runs from base 181 to 1215 and encodes 344 amino acids. The record is from RefSeq and is a predicted model, not a curated record. Gene Ontology annotation, molecular function: oxidoreductase activity, acting on the CH-OH group of donors, NAD or NADP as acceptor. NCBI's taxonomy places the organism in Eukaryota, Viridiplantae, Streptophyta, Magnoliopsida, Rosales, Cannabaceae.